UCCAGUCUCCAUUAGCAAUCACACUAAACCGUUCCACUACACUUCUCGAGUUCAGUUCUCUUUGUUUCUCACAAGGCAGACAUGGGAGUCAUCGCCUACUCGCAGGAGAUCACAAGUGUGGUUGCACCGUCGAGGCUGUUCAAGGCUAUGAUCCUUGACUCACACAAUGUCCUGCCCAUGAUUGUUCCCGAGGGCAUCAAGAGCGUUGAGUUCAUCGAGGGAGAUGGCAGAGUUGGUAGCAUCAAGAAAACCAACUUCAGUGAAAGCUCUUAUAUCAAGUACACGAAGCACAAGAUUGAUGCUCUGGAUGCAGGUAGCUUUUACUGCAAAUAUACCAUGAUGGAAAGCGAUAUCAAGUUCGACAAGAUCGACUGCGUUGUGGAAGAAGUGAAGUUCGUUGCGGCUGGCAGUGGAUGCGUCUGCAAGAUAACCAGCGAGUACCAUGUCAAAGAAGGUUGUGAGCUCAAGGAGGAGGACAUCAAGAAGGGCAAAGACAGAGCCAUGGGACUGUUCAAGGCUGUUGAGGAGUACCUCAUGGCCAACCCCGAUGUCUGCGCCUAAAUGCUUUUCUCAAGAUCCUUUAUGAGUGACGACAGAGUAAAAUGAGUGGAAAGUUUGUAUUGUAUCUAGUGUUUUCCCUUUGGCUCUGCCUCGGAGCUUCUGGAUGAGGAAAGGUUUUUAUAGUGCGACUUCUAUGUUAUAGAGGGGUUUGAUUGUUGUGUGUAAGGCCGUGCCAAAAAAUAAAGCUUGAAGGAGCAUUGAGCAAUCCAAUAAAUUAUGGAUUUUGCCCAAGAAAAGAUCUCCCUUUGUGGUCAUGAAGGUGAAUUUUCACUUGACUUAUAUAUGAGUUUGCAUAAAGAAGAGACAGAGGGCACAAUGAAGUGCAAAGGAAAA
Syzygium oleosum is the source of this 894-nucleotide messenger RNA. RefSeq names its product major strawberry allergen Fra a 1-3-like. The transcript has 2 exons. The record is from RefSeq and is a predicted model, not a curated record. Lineage: Eukaryota; Viridiplantae; Streptophyta; Magnoliopsida; Myrtales; Myrtaceae. Gene Ontology annotation, molecular function: signaling receptor activity; abscisic acid binding; protein phosphatase inhibitor activity. Gene Ontology annotation, cellular component: cytoplasm; nucleus. Gene Ontology annotation, biological process: defense response; abscisic acid-activated signaling pathway. The coding region runs from base 82 to 561 and encodes 159 amino acids.